CAGCUCUUCACAGGCAAUAGCGACCAACCUAGAUUUUCGUAACUAUUCCGGGCCUCGGCGAUUAAAGAGUUCAUCGCCUUAUUUUUAUCUAAUUUGAAUGGACCCUUUGGGUUUUCCAUUUCUCUUCUUAAAGUUGCUCCAUUUCCCAUCUUUUUUGUGCUGAUUUACUAUUCCCAGUUUCACGCUCUAUUUGUAGCUCUCGCCAUCACAUGCCGAUCGCCCGCUACCGGUUGAGGAACCAUUGACUUCUCUCCGCAUUUGCUCUCAACCACUGCCAUUCAACCACCUGCGUGUCGUGCUAAUAAAAGCUACUACUUGCCGUAGUAGGUAUUGUUUAUUCGAACUACCACCAACACAUUGAUCUACAGUGAUAGCGAUACCAUCGCCAUCAUGGAUGUUGCAUACAAUCAACACGCCGAACGAUCUCGUCGCAAGAAUCGCUCCUCAUCCAACCUCAACCACCUCUCCCUCGCGCCCUUGACCGCCAAACUCCCCCUCAACGACGACGAACUCAUUGCCGACGCUAUCGCACUCCACCCUCACUCGCCUAUCCAUCCAAUUCCCUCCUAUAUCCAGGGAAAGUCUGCUCCUUCAACACCACGUCUUCUCGCUCGGUCCCCAACAGCAUCGCGCUCGAGGUCCCAUACCCGAACCCCCUCAACGCCUCUCGCCAAAAGCAAAUCCGCGUCUCAUCUCGCGGCUGGCGCAUCACGCAAGACUCAUUCUGGUCGCGCAACGCCCAGACGCCACAAAGAUGAUAUGAGCUUUAGCAUGCGUAAUCGCAAUGAUAGCGAUUGGCUGCUCAGGACAGGCGCGCUCAUGAGCUCCGAAGCGCGCGAGUCUAAGGGUCAGACUUGGCUUAUCUCGCGUCAGAGUUCUACCAGCCUAGGGGGGGUGGACCCCGAUGAGGAUGCUUUUGAGAGUGAACUUGCUCGCGAGCGUGAGCUUACGAGCCGCCAUGCUAGUCGCCGCGGUAGCACUGUUGAGGACGCAUCUCCAUAUGCCAGUCGCUUCCCUAGCCGCACUCAUAGUCGCUCCCACAGCUUGACGCGACCUAGGAGUCUCCUCCACUCACCUCUGGAAUUCUCAAUGACUGCCGAUGGGUCCUACUUCCCCAACCAAGAAGUCAACAAUGAUCUACCCGGCCCGGACUUUGUCAACCUCGACGAGAAGCUCGAGGAGCUUGAGCAGGACUUGUCCCAAGAUGAUGAAGCUACCGUGCGACGCCUCGUGCGCAAGGGCCAAGCUAACACAGGGACUUGGUUCGGCAAUGUCUGGUCCCUCUUCUCCGUAGAGGAAGACGAUGAGGACUCAGAAGAUGAUAGUGACGAGACUCCUCAGGAAGGAGAUUCACAACUCGGCCGCUCCCGUAGUUGGUCCUCCCGCCAUCUGGCAGGCAUAUCGACAGCCCCAGAAGAGCGUAUUCCACCCCCAGGAACCGACGAAGGCGGCUGGAGAGAUGCAGCCUGGUUAUUGAGCGUGGCGUCCAAGGUGAUGUUUUAGAAUGAAACGACUAAACACAAGACGAUAAACCGAUUGUUUAUUUAUAUAAGAAGUAAAGAGAUUGGAUAACACAAGGGUAUAUGGGUUAAGAGCGUAGUUGGUUGAUAAUAUAUUUGGCGCACACAGCUUCUGCCUUGCAUUAUAGGAGCAGGCUUCCUAACAUGAUUGAUUACUUGGUGAACUUCCUUCCGCU
Fusarium oxysporum Fo47 is the source of this 1696-nucleotide messenger RNA. RefSeq names its product DUF3984 domain-containing protein. The record is from RefSeq and is a predicted model, not a curated record. The transcript has a single exon. NCBI's taxonomy places the organism in Eukaryota, Fungi, Ascomycota, Sordariomycetes, Hypocreales, Nectriaceae. Bases 391 to 1503 code for a protein of 370 amino acids.